Messenger RNA from Cladocopium goreaui, 3651 nucleotides. Lineage: Eukaryota; Dinophyceae; Suessiales; Symbiodiniaceae. The record is from the annotation of a GenBank genome assembly.
AUGGAUCAGGGUUGUGCCAAGAGCAGCAAGUUUCGCGGUGGAUUUGCAGCGAUUGUCACAGUGGCUGUGGUGACCUUGUUCAUUGGCUUUAGAAGGUCUGCUUCUCAAACAGAAGAAAGAUCAGCGACCAAUCUCCCUUAUGACACAAUUCAGAAGUUUGACCUUUCCGGGAUGGCUACGACGAAGUGUUGGAAGAACAGAACAUUUUAUGUGGAAUCUAAUGGAGACUUCAAGAUGCCCAAGACCGGAAAUACUCGACAGGUCAGUGCGGCUGCAUGUCAAGCAUUUUGUGCCAGCACGUUUGGAUGUGAACAUUUCUCUUAUUGGCAAGAUGGUGGUUGUCUCUUGACCUCCUUCUCAGCCCAUCCCAAACCUUACCUGGGUCCCGAAGAGAAUGGUGUGAUCUCCGGUCCGCGUGAGUGCAAGCAGAUGGACAAUGGGCCCAGCAUGGUCUUCGAGGCUUCCGCCCUGGGACUCCCAGCUUUCCGAGCCAAGAAAGCCGCAGGAUGUGACAGCCUCCAUGACAUAUACCAGCUGGCAUGGAGCGCCGAGGGUGAGACCUUCUUUGAUGAUUGGCAAUUCAUCAACAAGAGCGAAACACGAGGUGCCGAAUGGUAUCUGAACAAAAGCGAAGCCUUCUUUGAAGGUGUGGUACAUGCAUCAUCUGCAGGUGCUAUCCUUCGAGUAGGUGAACAAGUGCAACCCUUCAAACGUCGAUCUGUGAUGCUUCACUCUGCGCAGGCAUGGCGACCUGAUGUGGGUUUCAUUGUGGCCAUGAAGUACAAGCAUGUGCCAUAUGGCCCUGGCAUUUGGCCAGCCUUUUGGAUGGUGAACAGCGAUGUCCGGUGGCCAAAAGGUGGAGAGUUGGAUAUCCUUGAGUAUGCGAAUGAUGAGAGUAACAAGGUGACCUUUCACACCGACCGCGCCUGCAAAUUGAAUAUCCAGAAGCUUCGGAAAUGCGCUCGGAAGAUCAAGGGCAUUGACCCCAAGAUGAUUGUGAACUGCUACACCAACUACAGUAGCAAUCAGCUGGGCUGUAUGCCGCCGCAAGUACGGAAAGAUGGCGAGUGGUACGCCAAGAAUCCAGGUGUCAUAGCCUUGCUGUGGGAUGCCAGCGGGAUCACCAGCUUCCACAUCCCUGAAGCUGAAAUCCCAGCUGACUUGGAGUCGAAUGCUCCGAAACCAAACACUUGGAAAGAUGCAUGGCGAAUGGCAUUCAUGCCAUUUGAUGCCGAGACCUGCUCGGACAUAGCCAGACCUCAAGAGAUUGUUCUCAAUAUUGCCAUCUGUGGUGACUGGGCUGGAAACUCCUGGUUUGCUUGCGAGGAGUGCAAAGCAACUGGCUAUCUUCCAGAUUAUUGCAUUCCAGGACACGUCACAGAACCUGCCACGGACUGCUGUACCCUCUAUAUCUCCAAUCCGAGCGCCGAAGAGGCGCUGAAAAGCAAAGCAUUCUUUGACAUCGAUUACAUCAAGGUGGAUUUGGGCUUGGACUUGGCGUCUCCCAGCUUUCCAAGCUCUGUCAGAUUGGAGAAGGAACCACUGGAGACUCAGGCCGUUCUGGUGUACAUCAGACUUGCCGUUGGGGCAGCUCGCGACUUCCGGACGAACGGCGCCAAGCCGCCCUUCACUCGACUCUCGGCCGAGAGCCUUGCGGGCGGCGAGCCGGCGGUGGCUGUUUCGAUGGAUCGAUACCAGGAAACUGUCGAUUCGGAGUGGUCCAAGCAAGAUUUGGAGCCUCUAGGACUCUUGUGGGCUCGCGCACCGCGCCCUCCACCAGAGGACUGGCCGGGCGUCCUGCAACUGGUGCCUCCUUUCAGUGCUCGUGCCAUCGAUGAGAUGACUAUGUUCUCACAGCCGGCCGAGCAGCUGCGUCACUUAGUGGAGGCCUGCCUGGGCAAAAGCGGUGCCAACGCGUCAAAGUCCAUCUUGGACUGUGCAGGGCGCAGCAGCAUAAGGACUCCAGGCAUGAUCGCGAUCACCGGACCUCCUGGGUCCGGAAAGACCCGCUUGGCCUCGCGAGUUCUUUCCCAGUUGGCAUCACAGGGCGUCCUGCCGUUGCAGGUGAUUUGCCGCAAACUGGGCCAACCCGGCAAGAAGUUCAGAGUAAUACAGGACUGGCUGCGAGCCAUCCUGAGCUUCGCAUGUUGGUACUCUCCCUGUGCCGUUUUGCUGGACGACUUCGGUGCUCUUUGUCCAGACGUCGAACCUGGUGCUCCCAACCUUUCAGUCACAGAGGAGCGCUCCCCAUUGAUUGCUGAGAUGCUGCUUGACCUUCUACCAGAGGUGAGAUCCAGCGGUGCCCAAGUUGCGCUGGUGGCCACCAUGCCGGAUGAUGCAGCGGUCCACCGCAUGUUGUGGUCAUGGCCAGCCCUGGAGCACAAGGUUGGGAUCAGACAACCCGAGCUGAAGGAGAGGCCAGAAAUGCUGAUGGCUCUUCUGCGGGAGAAGGAGGAUGAAGGAUGGGAGGUUGAACAUGGCCUGCUAGCAGAAGGUGCUCUUGAUGAUUGGGGUGGUCGCGUCGACGGCUUCAGUGUGGCUGACUUGGUCAGCCUUGUGGAACGCAGCUGUGUGGAGGCGACCGUGGAAGCAAGUGCAACCAGACUAAGAGGAGGAGAUGGUCAUGGACCAGAGUGGGGGGAGAGACAACGCCUCACCAUGGAUCAUCUUGAAAAGGCUUGCGAGGGCUUCGUCCCGGCGACCAUGGCAGACCAGACCUUCUUCACUUCGGAGGUGAACUUGACGGAUAUCGGGGGUUUAAACAGUGCCAAAGAGGAGCUGAUGGACAUGCUGACGAUGCCCACGAAGUAUGCCGUGCUUCUUGAUCGUGCCCCCGUUCGAACUCGAAAGGGCCUCAUGCUGGUGGGUCCACCCGGCUGUGGCAAGACCAUGCUGGUGCAAGCUGCUGCCAAAGAGACCAAGGGCCUUCUGAGGUUCUUAUCUGUCAAAGGGCCAGAGCUACUUUCCAAGUACAUUGGAGAAUCAGAAGCCGGCGUGCGGAAGGUCUUUGAGCGUGCAGCAGCGGCUGCACCUGCUGUGAUUUUCUUCGAUGAGAUCGAGGCAUUGGCACCAAAGCGUGGAGCUGACUCCACGGGCGUCACGGAUCGCGUGGUCAACCAGAUGCUGUGCUAUCUCGAUGGUGUGGAAGAUAGGGGCCGAGUCUUUGUGGUCGCCGCAACCGGCAGGCCGGACAUGGUCGACCCUGCAUUGAUGAGACCAGGUCGCUUUGACAAGAUCUGCUACUGUGGCCUGCCCUCAGAUGAUGAGAAGUUGGAGAUCUGUCAGGUGUUGGCCAGGAAGAAUGACUUGGUUGGAGACGUCCAAGUGAACGGGAAUGCACCGGCAGACCUCACUGUUUCCUUGCGCCAGCUGGUUUCUCGCUUGCCACGGCUGUUCACGAGUGCGGACAUUAGCGCGCUUUUCUCCUCGGCCAAAAUCGAAGCGGUGAAUGAGACGCUGCAGAAAGAUGGGCCAAAGGAACCAAAGAUGAGGAUGAGUCACUUGUAUGCCGCACUUGCAACUUCCAAGGCCUCCGUCUCCGAAGCGGAUGAGCGGCGCUAUGCGCAGAUCUUUGCACCCUACUGUGGAGGCAGUGGCAGUAGAGGUGCUCUAGAUCAAGAAGCCAAAUCAGUGAAGGUCGCGCUUGCAUGA